AUGCAUAUCCUGGAAAUAGACGAAAUUGUUACACCCGACAAACUUAACUUCAACAAAACCGAUUGGUCAAAAUUCAAAAAUUACCUAGUAAAAACGGACGACACGAUGUUACCGAACAACAGAAACUUAACGAUAGACGAAAUAGACGAAUACAUUGACAAAUUCAGCAACCACAUUAACAACGCAAUCGACCAAGCAACACCACGAAUACCAAACAACCGAAACUCAGCCGACAAGUACGUAACUCCACACAUCAAAAGAUUGCGUCAACAAAAAAGCUACUUACUCACACAGAUAAACAGACUGACAAAACCAGAGAAUUACACACACGUAAACGAUACAUUAAUAGCAGCAUACAAAGACAUACUAAAAACAACCCGUAACGAACUAAAAAAAGCUUUCCACGAAUCAGUCAACAGUUUCUGGAAAAAGAAAAUAUCCGGUAUAUCCCCACGAAACUCCAGUAAAUUCUUCCCUACAAUUAACAGCAUAUUUCGACAUAGAAACUGCAACAACAUAGAAACCCUUAAAAUACCACUGACUAAUAUACACCUUUUCCAAAAAACCAACGUAAUCCCCAUCACUCAACAAACAGACACACAAAACAAUAUAAUAAUCACAGACACAGAACAAAAAUUAAAUGUACUGGGCACACACUUUGAAGCAGUUCACACACAAAACCAACACAUGGGCAAACAACAACUCACCAACAUCAUUAAACAUAAAAUUGCCACACUAGAACAUGAAAUACUCGAAGACAGAACUCACAAUAGAACGAUAUGUACAUUCAACAAUACCAAUACAGCAGACAACCCGGACGAAGACAAAACUGCCCCCGACUAUUUUACUUCCCACACUAAAAUAAUACGGACAUUAAAAAAACUGAACAACAAAAAAUCCUCCAGCUUCGACAACGUCCCUAACAUAGCCCUCAAAAACCUCCCACUCCACUAUUCAUAUAACUAUACAAUCAUAUUCAACAACUGCCUCAACUGCAUGUAUUUCCCCACCGCCUGGAAAACAGCAAAACUAAUUGCGAUAAAGAAAAAAGGAAAGGAUGGUAGUAAUCCAACUGACUACCGUCCAAUCAGUUUACUCGCAAACAUCAGUAAAGUAUUCGAAACAACAAUCAAUAACGCCAUAUGGAAGUACUGUGAUAAGAAUAGCGUUAUCCCAGAGACGCAAUUCGGAUUCAGGCACCAGCAUUCCACAACACACGCCAUCACUAAAUUCAUAUCAGAUAUCUGCUGGGCGAGGAACGCCGACGAAUGCGUCGGGGCGCUCUUCGUAGACCUCGAGAAAGCUUUCGACACGGUCUGGUGGGACGGCCUCUUUUUCAAAUUGUUAAAAAAGAGGUUCCCGCAACAUCUGACCAAAAUGAUCUGGAGCAUGCUUCAUGGAAAAGAAUUCAGAGUGGCGGAAAAAACAUACGCCUCCUCUGAAAUUUUUCAAAUUAAAAACGGACUCCAACAAGGCACGGUCAAUUCACCCAUCCUGUUUAGCAUAUUCAUAAGCGACUUACUGAACAUGUACGGACUCAACAACGACACCGACAAAUUUGCAAUAGCUUUUGCAGACGAUCUACUAAUAUACACUAAAGACAGUAAACCGUCAAACAUAAAAACACAACUACAAGACAUAUUCACAAAAAUUCAGGACUAUUUUCACACCUGGAGGCUGAAGAUUAACACAGACAAAUGUGAAACAAUACUGUUCAGACCGUACAUAUCUAAAAUCUCGAACGCAAACGCAGACGUACGCAGACAUACAAAACACUUCCACCUACAUGACACACGCAACCCACAGACUAAACUUCAAAACAGAAACACUGUUCGCUACUUAGGAGUACACAUAGACUACAAACUAAACUAUUACAAUCACAUCAAUACACAAAUUGAAAAAGCACAAAAAGCAUUUGCUAGCCACAAACGACUGUUUUACUGCAAAGACCUGAACACACACACAAAAAUAAUUUGCUACAAAACACUAAUUAGACCCAUUUUGACAUACGCAUGCCCCACGUGGUUCAACAUCUCUGCAAGCACGAUGGAAAAAAUUAGAAUAUUUGAACGCAAAUGCCUCAGAGCUUGCAUAGGUAAAUACAGGACACCUGAAUCAAAUUACACUAAACUAAUCAGUAACCACAAACUAUACGAACUCGCCAACAUCAUUAGAAUAGAUCUUCAUAUACUAAAACUUAUCAGAAACCACUGGGCAAACAUUAGAAGCGUGAAAAGCAAUAGUUUAAUAAAUAGCUCCAUAUAUCCCAAUACACAAUACCACGAAAAAACACGACACACCGGCUACAUCCCACCCGAAGCAUUUAUUCAUCUAGACAGCGAAGGAUACAUACAGGACAAAGACAACACACCACUUAUUUACCAUACCACACGGAAAGCAGACGACAAAAAAAUUCUGUAUUCAACAGACAUACAAGACAACGACAUAAACACAAGACUUAGUUGUAAACUCUCAAAAAUCGACAAAACAGACGCACACCGCCGCAACACAAAAAGAUAUUGGUGGUUACUACAUUAA
This is a messenger RNA of Habropoda laboriosa, 2538 nucleotides long. RefSeq lists its product as uncharacterized. Lineage: Eukaryota; Metazoa; Arthropoda; Insecta; Hymenoptera; Apidae. The record is from RefSeq and is a predicted model, not a curated record. The transcript has a single exon. The coding region runs from base 1 to 2538 and encodes 845 amino acids.